Molecule: messenger RNA, 2234 nt
Organism: Hippocampus comes (tiger tail seahorse)
Lineage: Eukaryota; Metazoa; Chordata; Actinopteri; Syngnathiformes; Syngnathidae
Product: discoidin domain-containing receptor 2-like
Exons: 11
Coding region: 1-1923 (640 amino acids)
Biological process (GO): positive regulation of kinase activity; protein phosphorylation; positive regulation of neuron projection development
Cellular component (GO): plasma membrane; signaling receptor complex
Molecular function (GO): collagen binding; protein tyrosine kinase collagen receptor activity; ATP binding
Source: RefSeq, a predicted model, not a curated record
AUGACGAAGGGUCUGGGCCAGCUGACCGAUGGAACUUGGGGUCUGGAUGAUUUUCUCCAUAGUCGCAUGUAUGGUAUGUGGCCGGGGUACGACUACGUGGGAUGGAGCAACCGGAGCUCCCCCAAAGGUUACGUGGAAAUGACUUUUGAGUUCGACCACAUCCGAAAUUUCACCUCAGUGAAGGUUCACUGUAACAAUAUGUUCAGUCGAGGGGUCCGGAUGUUCAGGCAGGCCACUUGUUAUUUCCGGUCGGGCUCAAACUGGGAAUCCGACCCGGUGACCUUCAGGCCACCUGUCGACUCCGUGAGCCAAAGUGCCCGUUUUGUCACCGUGCCCCUCGGGGACCAUACCGCCAUCGCCAUCAAAUGCCGCUUUCACUUCAAUGACCUCUGGAUGCUGUUCAGCGAAGUCGCUUUCCAAUCAGGCUCAGCGGUGUACAACACAUCUUUGACUCCUCGAAAACAUGGACACCCAACAAAUGGGCUGCCAGGGGAUGAUCCAACUCACAAAGUGGAUGACAGCAAUACAAGGAUCCUGAUUGGCUGCUUGGUGGCUAUUAUCGCUAUCCUUUUGACCAUCAUAGUUAUCAUCUUGUGGCGGCAGGUGUGGCAAAAAAUGCUUGAAAAGGCAUCACGGCGAAUUCUGGAUGAGGAACUCACAGCCCGUCUCGCGCUUCAGACUCGGGCCUUUUCCUUCCAGCGCUCUUCUCUCUCCUCUUCUCUCUCCACCUCCAACUCCACCUAUGAGAGGAUCUUCCCCCUUUGCUCCGACUACCAGGAGCCGUCCCGCCUCAUCCGGAGACUACCCGAGUUUGCACAUUUCCCGGAACACCUGGGACCAAGCAGCUCCUACAGGACUCUUGCAGCCGGUGGUUCGGAUGGCGGCCCCCCCUAUGCAGAGGCCGACAUCAUCAGCCUGCAGGGGUCCGACAGCAACGGCCACUCUGUCACAGCUGUCAGCCUCAAUAUCUUGGCUGGCGCAGAUUCAUCCAUGAGAGAGUUUCCCAGAGACAAACUCACGUUCAAAGAGAAACUGGGAGAGGGACAGUUUGGAGAGGUGCACUUGUGUGAAGCAGAAGGCAUGCAGGCCUUUUUAGAUGAUGACUCAUCUGGAGAAGGGACGAACCGAGCACCCUUACUAGUAGCUGUUAAAACACUGCGAGAAGAUGCCAACAAGAAUGCAAGGAAGGAUUUCCUGGAGGAGAUCCGAAUCAUGUCUCGCCUGAUGGACCCCAACAUUGUCCGUCUGCUGGCUGUAUGCGUGGACACAGACCCUCUUUGUAUGAUUACGGAGUACAUGGAGAACGGAGACCUCAACCAGUUCCUUUGCCAUCUCAGACUAAAGGAGGUUGAUGAUGAGGACUGUGAAGCAGGACAGGAGGAGAAAGAAGACAGGAGGAUGGUCAGCUACAGCAAACUGAUAGACAUGGCCGUGCAGAUAGCCUCCGGUAUGAAGUACUUGAACUCUCUCAACUUCGUCCAUCGUGACCUGGCCACACGGAACUGCUUGGUGGGGAAGAACUACACCAUAAAGAUCGCAGAUUUCGGCAUGAGUCGCAAUCUGUACCGCGGGGACUACUUUCGGAUCCAGGGCCGAGCUGUGCUGCCAAUCCGCUGGAUGUCUUGGGAAAGCAUUCUGCUGGGUAAAUUCACCAUGGCUAGUGACGUGUGGGCAUUCGGGGUGACUUUGUGGGAGAUUUUGACUCUUUGCAAGAAGCAGCCGUACGCCCACCUCUCUGAUGAGCAGGUCAUUGAAAACACAGGCGAGUUCUUCCGGGACCAAGGCAAACAGGUGUACCUGCCCCAACCACCUCGUUGCCCCGAUACCAUCUACGAGUUGAUGUUGAGUUGCUGGAGGAGAAAUGCCAAACACAGGCCGAGCUUUCAGGACAUACACAGUCAGUUGGUGGAGCACCUGGCGUAACCCACAGGACAUAUCGCUUGUGUCUGCUAAGCACAGCCUGCCCGCUCGCAAAUUGUUCUGUAUAAAUGUUGAGUCACAGUCAACCCUGCAAAUGUUAUCCAGUUGUUUUAAACUACUUUGCGACAAAGGGACUGUAUAUAUAUGUGUGACGUGCAACUGAAUAUACCUUUUAUACAGUACUAUUGUCAUAUUGAAUUACUCACUGUAUUUAUAAUGUUUUUAUUGUCUAUUUAUAGGUUUGAGUUAUUAUUAUUGGGGUUUGAAACACAUUUGUGCAGCUUUGUAUUUUCAUACAACCCUUGAAUGGUGUG